Messenger RNA from Hippocampus zosterae (dwarf seahorse), 940 nucleotides. RefSeq names its product tetratricopeptide repeat domain 1 (gene ttc1). The transcript has 8 exons. Gene Ontology annotation, molecular function: protein binding. NCBI's taxonomy places the organism in Eukaryota, Metazoa, Chordata, Actinopteri, Syngnathiformes, Syngnathidae. Bases 97 to 918 code for a protein of 273 amino acids. The record is from RefSeq and is a predicted model, not a curated record.
ACGGCACAAAGUGCACGCGUUGUUUCAACCGAAGAAGAAGAAAAACCCGGAAGUGUCUUGGCUAAUUUAUGGAAGCCGAACCUCGUUCUCAUCAGGAUGAGCCGGCAAGCAGCUGAACAGAAACGCAGCGAGGAAGACUCCGCGGAGCGCGAGGACUUCUUUGACUGCCAAGAGACUUUGGAGCAUCCGGACCGAGGAGACCGGGACGGACGACGCCCGAACGCGGACUUGAGACACCGGCCGACAGACGACACGAGCACAGAACCGGCGGGGGACGAUUCCGACGACGACUCGAAGGACUUUGGAGGAGAAGUGGCAGAAGAUGACCAUCAGGAGGAGGAAGAGGAGAAUUUGACGGAGGCGGAGAUGGAGAGCCGACGACUAGAGAGUCUCACCUUGAAGGAGGAAGGAAACCGCCACUUUAAAAACGGAGAUUGGUCUCCGGCGGAGCAAAGCUACACGCAGGCGCUGCGUUUGUGUCCGCGCCCUUUCAGCCGAGAGCGAGCCGUCUUGUUCUCCAACAGAGCCGCUGCCCGACUGCACCUGGAGCGGAAGGACGACGGGAUCGCCGACUGCUCCAGAGCGCUGGAGCUGAAUCCAGACUACGUGAAGGCCUUGCUGAGGAGGGCGGAGCUCUACGAGCAGACGGAGCAACUGGAAAAGGCGCUGGACGACUACCAGGCGGUUCUGGAGCGAGACCCCGAGCAGACGGCGGCCAGGCGGGCCUGCGCGAGGCUACCGCAGCAGAUCCACGAAAAGAACGAGAAGCUGAAGGCAGAAAUGUUGGGUAAGCUGAAGGACCUGGGGAACCUGGUCCUGCGACCGUUCGGCCUGUCCACCAACAAUUUCCAGGUCAACCAGGACGCCGCCACGGGCUCCUACUCCAUCAACUUUGUCAACAAGGCCGGCGACACGUGAAAUAAAAGCCUUUGCCGUCCCA